AUGUCCUGCUACAGCCCGUGCCGGCCCUGCCAGCCCUGUGGCCCCACCCCGCUGGCCAACAGCUGCAAUGAGCCCUGUGUCAGGCAGUGCCAGGACUCCACCGUGGCCAUCCAGCCCUCGGCCGUGGUGGUGACCCUGCCCGGGCCCAUCCUCAGCUCCUUCCCACAGAACACCGUGGUGGGAUCCUCCACCUCUGCUGCUGUUGGCAGCAUCCUCAGCUCUCAGGGAGUGCCCAUCAGCUCUGGGGGCUUUGGCCUCUCUGGCCUGGGCAGUGGCCUCUGUGGCAUCAGGGGUCUCCCCUGCUGA
Molecule: messenger RNA, 306 nt
Organism: Passer domesticus (house sparrow)
Lineage: Eukaryota; Metazoa; Chordata; Aves; Passeriformes; Passeridae
Product: feather keratin Cos1-2-like
Exons: 1
Coding region: 1-306 (101 amino acids)
Cellular component (GO): intermediate filament
Molecular function (GO): structural constituent of cytoskeleton
Source: RefSeq, a predicted model, not a curated record